CUACCAUAACCCCCGCGCCGGGAGGGGUAGAAGGGAGUCUAGAUGAACGGAAUAUUGGAGCCGAGCCAGCUGGCUUACAUAUUUACUUUUAUCUAGAGUAUAGAAUCAGUUUCGUCUGGGGAAUCAAAUUACCUGAGAUUAGGAUCCUUGCUUUUCUUCAACUGAUUGUAUCAACAAGGGAGGGGAGAACUCUUAGACGACGCUCAUACUUUUUCUUCGAUUGAUACAAUUUCCGGAUGUAUAUUUUUUCAACACUAAAUAUCAUCUAAACAAAAGUUCAUCUUAUUGACAAUGGGCUCGACAAUCCCUGCGACUCGCAAGGUAGCAGUGACAACCUCUCCAGCCACUGUCUCCGUAACAUCGCUUCCUAUUCCGCAACCUGCAGGGACAGAAGUUCUUCUCCAGAUCGAAGCUACCGGUAUCUGCGCUACGGAUCUGCAUAUCGUCCAUCGUUCGCUGUCGUACUUUCAACCCAAAGUCGACAUACAUGGACACGAAGGAAUUGGACGAAUUGUUGCGCUAGGGCCAGAUGUUGAUGCCUCAAAGUGGAAGAUUGGGGAUAGAGUCGCGCAUCGGUGGAUAUAUAGGUGGUGUAAGGAGUGUGAGCCAUGUCGAGCUGGACUUGAGCAGUUCUGUGACAAGAGGCAGUUGAGCGGGUUGCAUGUGGAGGGGUGUUGGGCUGAAUACACCGUUGCAGACACGGAGUAUAUGCUGCGUAUUCCGGAAGAGUUGAAUGCAGCAGAAGCAGCUCCCAUUCUCUGUGCAGGAACGACCGUAUAUCGCGCACUAAGGACUUCUGACCUCUCUCCGGGCCAGUGGAUUGCAAUCGUCGGUGCUGGAGGGGGACUAGGUCACUUAGCGAUUCAAUACGCCAAAGUGCAGGGUCACAAGGUCCUUGCAAUUGAUGGCGGGAAAGAGAAAGGCACGCUCUGUACAGACCUAGGCGCAGAUGUAUACGUCGAUUUUACCAGUACGAAAGAUAUCACUGCAACCGUCAUUGACAUCACCUCUGGUGGUGCCCAUGGGAUUCUCGUGACCAGUUCGAGUCCCCGCGCCUACGAACAAGCUAUUACAUAUGUGCGCAAACUGGGCAUUAUCGUUUGCAUUGGAGCUACAUCGACGAAAAUGACAUUCCCCAUUGGACCAGAGUACUUUGUCGGCAAAGGUGUGCGUCUAACAGGCACGAGUACAGGCACGCUGCGCGAUACCGAGGAGGCAUUGAAAUUGGUGCAGGAGGGGAAAGUCAGGCCGAUUAUUGUCGAGAAGAAAUUGGAAGAUAUUCAGGAAUGCUUGGAUCUGCUGGAGAAGGGCGAUGGCGUGGGGAAAUUCGUUGUCAAGCUAUAGGUGCUGUAUCCUCUGGAGCGAAGCUCGCUGAGCUUGAAUUCUCUAGCAAGCAACUACUUAACUCGGCGUCUUUAUCUCGGUGGUGGAGCUAAAGGGCGACCCGACAAAAGGUCUGCAUGUAGGCAGGCUCGGACAUAUCCUAUCCUGGUAUAUAGCUUGAAGGAGCAAUUUGUGAAUAUAACCGCAAAUAUGAAUGUUUAUG
Molecule: messenger RNA, 1546 nt
Organism: Paecilomyces variotii
Lineage: Eukaryota; Fungi; Ascomycota; Eurotiomycetes; Eurotiales; Thermoascaceae
Product: alcohol dehydrogenase
Exons: 6
Coding region: 292-1344 (350 amino acids)
Molecular function (GO): oxidoreductase activity; zinc ion binding
Source: RefSeq, a predicted model, not a curated record